Cheilinus undulatus (humphead wrasse) is the source of this 3799-nucleotide messenger RNA. RefSeq names its product zinc finger and BTB domain containing 44 (gene zbtb44). Gene Ontology annotation, molecular function: protein binding. The transcript has 6 exons. Lineage: Eukaryota; Metazoa; Chordata; Actinopteri; Labriformes; Labridae. The record is from RefSeq and is a predicted model, not a curated record. The coding region runs from base 334 to 2349 and encodes 671 amino acids.
UGCAUUGUGGGGAUACAAACACAGCUCAGAAAGGACAGCGGGGAGCACAAAGGGAUGAAAACAGCACCCCAAAAACUUUGAACUCCAGCCUGUUGUGAUGUAAAUUCAUGUGAACGUUAGUUCAAGUGUCACUUUUUGCGGCUGGCAGGCUGACAACUGCCUGAAGGAGAGGAAUGUGAGUGUUGAGAGGGAAGCGGCAGGGCGCACCGCUGUCUCCCGACUAUCGCUGCUUUUUGUCAGCUGAGGUGUUUGCAUCCAGAGGCCCAGCCGUUAUCACGGGCCUCGACUGAAAAGGACCCAUUUCCUGCACACUGUCAGAGUUGGACUCUCAGCAUGGGGGUGAAAACCUUCACCCACAGCUCAACCUCCCACAGCCAGGAGAUGCUGGAGAAGCUCAACGCUCUUCGCAACGAGGGCCACUUAUGUGACGUUACCAUCCGGGUCCAGGAUAAGCUCUUUCUGGCCCACAAAGUGGUCCUAGCCUGUUGCAGUGAAUUCUUCCGCUCCAAACUAGUGGGCCGGCCAGAGGAGGAGGACAAAUUUGUCUUGGACCUUCAUCAUGUGACCGUUAGUGGCUUUGCUCCGCUGCUGGAAUAUGCCUAUACGUCAACUCUCUCGAUCAGCACAGAGAAUAUCAUUGAUGUUCUGGCAGCUGCAAGUUACAUGCAGAUGUUUGCUGUGGCGAGCACAUGUUCAGAGUUCAUGAAGUCCAGCAUUCUGUGGAGCCCAGGUAACAACAACAACAACAACAACAUGACGGCAGACAAGCCACAUGAAUCAGCACCGGAGAGCGCCUCAUCUAACUGUGCCCUGACGCCGUUGGACGGCAGCGUGUCACCAGUUUCUUCUGACUGCAGUGUCAUGGAGAGAAAUGUUCCCAUAUGCCGCGAAUCGCGACGGAAGCGCAAGACCUUUGUUACAAUGGCGUCACCCGAGAGUCCGCUCAAAUGCACUACACAGAUGGUCACCACCUCCCCUCAAAUCCCAAACCCCUCCCCUUCUUUCUCAGACAGCACAGCCCAACCCGUGGAGUCCUCUCUGGCCUUUCCAUGGACUUUUCCUUUCGGUAUUGACCGGCGGUUCCACUCGGACAAAUCAAAACUCCCAGAGAGCCCUCGUUGUUUGGAGCAGGGGACCCCGGGGACCUCAGAGGUCGUAGUUGGCCGGAGGCUUAGUGACUUCCUAACAUGUGAAAGCUCCAAGGCGGUGUCGUCUCCAGUGCCAGCAGAGGAGGAAGAUGUGAGGGUGAAGGUGGAGCGCCUCAGUGAUGAGGAGGUUCAGGAGGCUUCCUCACAGCCAGUCAGUGCCUCCCAGAGCUCGCUGAGUGACCAGCAGACAGUGCCAGGAAGUGAACAGGUCCAGGAGGAGCUUCUCAUCAGUCCACAGUCAUCCUCCAUAGGGUCGAUGGAUGAGGGAGUGUCUGAGGGUUUGCCGUCAAUGCAGAGCUCCUCCACCACUGGAGGACAUGCAGAAGAUGAUGAAAGGUUAGAAGGUAUUCAGUAUCCAUACCAUCUCUACAUAAGCCCUUCAGCCCGCCCUGGCACUAACGGCCCAGACAGACCGUUCCAGUGUCCGACCUGCGGAGUCAGAUUCACCCGCAUUCAAAACCUGAAACAGCACAUGCUCAUACACUCCGGCAUUAAGCCUUUCCAAUGUGACCGCUGUGGGAAAAAAUUCACACGGGCCUACUCCCUAAAGAUGCAUCGGCUGAAGCACGAAGGUAAACGCUGUUUCCGGUGCCAGAUUUGUAGCGCCACAUUCACGUCCUUCGGUGAAUAUAAGCACCACAUGAGGGUCUCCCGACACAUAAUCCGCAAGCCGCGGAUUUACGAGUGCAAAACGUGCGGCGCCAUGUUCACCAACUCUGGCAAUUUAAUUGUACACCUGAGGAGUCUGAACCAUGAGGCAUCCGAACUAGCAAACUACUUCCAGAGCAGUGAUUUCCUCGUGCCCGACUACCUGAGCCAGGUUCAGGAGGAGGAGGAGGCGUUGGGAGUCCAGUAUGAGCUAGAUGAAUCCCAACAUCACCCUGUCUACCCAGGCAGCACCUCCACUUCCACCACCGCCGCAGCCUCAUCCUCUUCCUCAGUCCAGAUGCCCGUCAUCUCCCAGGUCUCUUCCUCUACCCAGAAUUGUGAGAAUUCCUCCGGCUUCCUCUCACCUGAGCCCCUGGAUCCCCUGGAAGCCCAGUCCUCCCUCAAGAUGGACGCCGAUGAGGCGGCAGCCGUGGCAGAGGAGGCCAAGCUGGACAACAGCGAAGGAGGAAGUUCCCCGGAGGUGUUUGAAGAAGAGCCGCCGCAGCAGCAGCAUGCACAGGCUAAGGAGCUGGCUUCCAUUACCAUAGAGUGAUUUAAGCCUUCUACUUUGCCCAUCAUGUCUUAUUUUGCAAUCCUGUCAUAUGGGAAUAUGUGUUGAAAUGUGGAUGAAAGGGACAGCCGGGACAUGUGUUAAACCUCCCCAUAUGAAGCCCUGAUGAAGUUUUAUGAAGACUUCACUUGCCUUGAAGAUGUUUUUUCCAUGGAAUUCAGAUGCAGUUAUUUAUGUUUAAACUAAACCAAAUCCAGCAAAGUAAAAGAUAUUUAUUCACUGCAUCAAAAUAAGAGUGUUCAGUCAUUCAUGGUGAGAAUUUCUCAAGCAUUCAGUAAACAUUGGAUUCAAUACGACAAACAUAUCUGGGUCCAAUAUUUCUUAAGAAUAUUUUUGAGGGUAAUAUGUAGGAAGGUUGUUUUUUUUCCCAUAUGACGUGAAUGCAGCACGAGCUAAAGUCCCUUCUGUCUUAGCUAAUUUGAGGUCUGUUAAGAACAAGCCUUGCCCUACAUUUGGAAAGUGCCUGAGAGUUCCCUUUUUAACAAAGCAGUGUAGAGAGGAAGAAAAGGUUGUGACUUUGCCAAUGGUGACAAAUCGAGUCUUUGCAAACUGAGUUCAAGAAAAAAAACUUGUAUUUCAUUUGUUGAGUUCAUGCUAGUUUGUAUGGGCAGAGACUGUGUUAUUCCUUCAGUGCCGUCGCUAUAGGCAAACUGUUAAAUGUCGAUAUUAUCUAUAUUGCAAUAGCUUGUACUGUUUUACUAUUUGAAUGCUGUGUAUGUUGGAUGUUGUGAAAUCUGAUCUGUCAGGUAUGUGUGUGCAUUUCUUUUUUUAUCUAUAUGAAUACAUUUCAUUUUUUAAAGGUUUAAAACUUGAAAUUAUAUCAACAGAGUAUUCCCUUAAGAUGUCUGUGCAGUAUAUUAUUUUCGGACAUACAGUAUAUCAACUUAUUUUUUAAAAUUUUUAAUGAAAAAAUCACUUAAAUCAAACCAUGGAUCUUUAGGAGUUUAGAUAACCUUUGGUGAGCACUGAAGCAGCUUAAUGUUGUAAAAUCCAUUCAAAUGGAUCAGAAAAAAGGACUGAAAUUUAUGUAAAAUAACAAUUUGAAAUUUGGAGUCGGAAGGUUUUCUUAUAGCUGUAGUGUUAUAUUUCCAAAUGAGCUCAAAGGUAUAAUGAUGUAGCAUUUAUCCCUGUUCAAUUAAGUCAAAUGGUUUUGUUUUGAAUGUUGGUCGUGAUUUACCAACAAUUGCUAGUCAUGCUUUUGUUUAUUGCAUGACUACUGGAGUGAUGUUUUCACUUUGGUGCAAAAUCUUUGUCUUUUUAUCUCUGGUGUUCUUUUGGAAAUAUUAAGAGGCUGAUUACGAGAAGUGGAUGGAGCUGCCCUGAUGUCACUUACUGAAUGUGAACUGCCUUUUCGCCUGUUUGGAACUAGCAAUUGAGACCUUCCACUUGUUAGGAAUAUUUCUGUGAUAGUAAUAAAUCAAAUUGAAAAUAG